AUGGAUUCUGUUCUUCUCAAGCGGGCUGAUGCCUGUGACUCUGGAAAUGAGUUCGACGGCCGUAUGGGUCUGCGCAUCUCUUCCAUCUUUGUGAUCAUGGUUGGCUCUAUGUUCGGAGCUUUAUUCCCUGUAUUCGCCCGUCGCUUUAGCAAGGACGGUGGAUUCCCCAAGUGGUGUUUCUUCAUCGCCAAGUACUUUGGAUCCGGUGUCAUCAUCGCUACUGCCUUCAUUCACCUCUUGGCCCCGGCCGAGGAAGCUCUGACCAAUCCGUGUCUGACCGGGCCCAUCACCGAAUACAGCUGGGUCGAAGGCAUUGUUCUUAUGACCAUCAUUGUCCUGUUCUUUGUCGAGUUGAUGGUUAUGCGCUUCUCCACUUUCGGUCAAGGCCAUGUGCACGACGAAGAGGGGCACUCUCACAUCCAGAUCGAAGAGCCUACUGUCAAUAGAUUGGGUGAACACAAGAACCACCUCGUCGGAGAGGACCACCUCGGUCACGGUCGCGAUCAUCAUGACAGCGACUCCGAUAACGAAAAGGAUCCACAUGCAGCCGAGGACUACGCCGCCCAACUUACCUCAAUUUUCAUCCUGGAAUUUGGCAUUAUCUUCCACUCUAUCUUCAUCGGUCUCACUCUUGCAGUGUCCGGUGCCGAAUUUACCACCCUUUACAUCGUCCUCGUCUUCCAUCAGACCUUCGAAGGCCUUGGUCUCGGUGCCCGUUUGGCCACUGUCCCUUGGCCCAAGUCAAAGCGCCUUACCCCCUACAUCCUAGGCCUUUGCUAUGGAAUCUCUACUCCCAUUGCCAUCGCCAUUGGUCUCGGGGUUCGAAAGAGCUACCCGCCGGAGGGACGAACUACUCUUAUUGUCAACGGUGUCUUCGACUCUAUCUCUGCCGGCAUUCUGAUCUACACUGCGCUUAUCGAGCUGAUGGCGCACGAGUUCAUGUUCAGCAGCUCCAUGCGCAAAGCUCCUAUCCGUGACGUGCUGUUUGCGUUCGGUCUGCUGUGUGCUGGUGCUGCCCUCAUGGCCCUGCUAGGCAAGUGGGCUUAA
Molecule: messenger RNA, 1047 nt
Organism: Penicillium antarcticum
Lineage: Eukaryota; Fungi; Ascomycota; Eurotiomycetes; Eurotiales; Aspergillaceae
Gene: zrfB
Product: low-affinity Zn(2+) transporter ZRT2
Exons: 1
Coding region: 1-1047 (348 amino acids)
Biological process (GO): zinc ion import across plasma membrane
Cellular component (GO): plasma membrane
Molecular function (GO): low-affinity zinc ion transmembrane transporter activity
Source: RefSeq, a predicted model, not a curated record